Phanerochaete carnosa HHB-10118-sp is the source of this 743-nucleotide messenger RNA. RefSeq lists its product as uncharacterized. Lineage: Eukaryota; Fungi; Basidiomycota; Agaricomycetes; Polyporales; Phanerochaetaceae. The record is from RefSeq and is a predicted model, not a curated record. The transcript has a single exon. The annotation marks the transcript as partial.
UAUGCAGCACUUCUCCCGCUUCUCUGUGAGCUUCAGGGUGCCCUCCGAUGUCCUCGGGAAUAUUGGCGAGCCUCUGGACCACGGCCAAUCCGAGCAGGUCGAAGAAGCCGGCGAUGUCGAUGGCCACUGCGUAGUGGACGAGCCACGAGACGGACUCGAGGGGGGCUUCGCGCUCCAGGCGCCGGGCCCGUCGGCGGCCACAUGCCGGGAGGAAUUGACAGGAGCUGGCGCCGCGCCCGCGCCGAUUUUGCGGUCCGUCGAAAGUGGGAGCGAAGAGGGCAACUCCGGGCCCGUCUGCUUCUCCGUGCGGGAUGUGACCUUCUGUGACGACCGAAUAGGUGGGUAAUCCUGCCUUGUGCUCCGCCAGGGCAGUUUGACACAGUCGCGGUAGAGCCGUGAGUGGCCACCGAUAGCUGCUGUGUUGAACAACGUCGACGUUGAAGCAUGCAGCUACUUUGUAUCGUAUUGUGCUCCAAUUCCUAUAUUUAAUGCUCCCUCCAGUCUUGUCUAUGUCAUCUGCAUUCUUCUAGGGAUUGCAUCGAUUGUUUAUAGUUAUGAACGGUACAGCUCCGUAUUUAAAUUUCUUAGAACUACCGCUGCUCUUGGCAGUAUGAUGGUACAAAAGUCCUUACUUAUGCUUACAUAUGACAUGUAGGGUUGACGCGUCAGAUAAUUUAGUGUCCGUCUACUUUCGUCCAUAACGACCCUUUAGCUAUGUCCUUGAUGCCGUGGCUUGCAGUGCC